AUAUUCGUGGAACAAUGGGGAAGAGAGGGGGAGUCGCCGUCGUGCAGUAGACCAGCUGACAUCGCCUCCUGUUCUUUUCCUCUCCUCGUUUUUUGCGUGUGUACAACGAAAUGAGCUGUUGCUGCAUCAGUUACGCGAGCAGAUAAUAAAGGAUGAGUCGUGUGGACCUAAAGAUCGUCCUUUUGGGGCACGAGGCCGUCGGAAAGACUAGCCUUAUGCAGCGAUUUGUCAAUGACAGGUUCAACGAGAGUCUCGCCUAUCAGAAUACUAUUGGAUCAGCAUUCGCAUCUAAAGAAGUACAAGUUGGAGAUAAAAAACUUGUCCUGGGAGUUUGGGACACAGCAGGAAGUGAAAGGUAUCAAGCAAUGGCUAAAAUAUAUUAUCGAGGCGCAGCAGCUGCCAUAGUUUGUUACGAUGUCACAAAUCCAGAAACAUUUUCCAGAGCAAAAUUCUGGAUGAGAGAACUAAGAAGUGUUGAGGAAAAUUGUACUGUGUAUUUAUGUGCAACAAAAAAAGAUUUGCUAGAAUCCGUUGAACAAGCAAAUCCUAGUUUAGAAACAGUUGAGGAAUAUGCAGAUGGUGUACAGUCAAAGUUUUUUUUGACUUCAAGCAAAACUGGAGAAAAUGUUGUGGAGAUAUUCAAUGUGGUGGCAGAGGAUUACAUUUCAAACCCAUUGAAUGCAAGCAAUCUUGGAGACUUCAUUACUCUUGUAGAUGAACACAAACAUUCUAAAUGUUGUCCCUUGUGAUAAAAACCAAGCACAGGCUCUUUUUUUUAUUUAAGGACUUGUGCAAAUGACUGAACCAAUAACUCACUUUUGUACUGUAUACACAGGUGAAGUACAAUUGAAUUUUACUAAUGGAUAUUCAAUAAGAAUCACUUAAGGUGGGCAUAUAAUACUUUGACGUAACACAUUAACUGCAUCUAUACAUUUUUGAGACAAUGUUUAGGGUUUCUUGAUUAUCUAAGUCAUGGAAAUCAUUUCUCACUUUUAACUAAAAGAGAAUAACAUGUGUCUAAACUUAUACUUAAAAUUCAUAGAUACGCAUAUAUUUUUUAUAUGCUAUAGUACACUACUCUAUUUUUAAUUUUUUAGCUCUUUUUAACUCAGAGAUUGUACAAAGCAAUAUUUGUUUUUGGAAUAUAAAGUCUAGUCAAAUGAUGCCACAUGCCUUUUUCUAGAUGAUUUGAUAUAAAAUAUAAAACGUUCGAUAACAAGUAUUCUCUUGAAAAACGACUAAAUGCUCGCAAUUGUUAUAAUAUGAAGAGAGAUACUUUAACAAUCACUGUUAGCCAGGUCUUGGCUUGUAAAGAUCAGUUAAGUUACUCCUUUUACAAUACGUAAUUUUACGUAUACAUUUAUUAUUAUGUUAAUGAAUCAUCUAAAAGUUGUUGCUAUCCAUUUUUUUCACAAGUUACGAAGUUUUAUUGAAAUAAAACGAAGAUUCUUGAACGAAGAAUUAUAUACUCGCUAUUUAAAUAACGUAUAUCCAGUUAUACUUUUCUUAAGUGUAGUUUAUUCGAAGUAGAAGAAGCAAAUACUUUUAUUUUUAAUUAAUGUUAGUUUUGUACAAGAGCGUUUAGUAAAUAUGAGGUAAAGCGUAGAAGGUAUCAUACAAAUUACAAACGAUUUUUAUAGUCUUCAAAAAUAUUUUUGAUGAAAAGUUAUACUUUCUUAUUCUGGACUUAAAGGUGCGCGAGUUGAUAUGCAAAUUUUUAUUACUGGAAGAAAUUUUAAAAGCGCAUUAAGGCCUAUAUUCCGAAUCUGUGAUAACGUAUGUUGUUAUCAAAUCUCUGAAACAAUGCAGUUCUGUAUAACAAUUACACAUUUUGUUUAAAAGCAAUAUUUUUUUUAUUAAAA
This is a messenger RNA of Nasonia vitripennis (jewel wasp), 1862 nucleotides long. Its product is annotated as ras-related protein Rab-24. Bases 153 to 749 code for a protein of 198 amino acids. The transcript is spliced from 4 exons. Gene Ontology annotation, molecular function: GTP binding; GTPase activity. Lineage: Eukaryota; Metazoa; Arthropoda; Insecta; Hymenoptera; Pteromalidae. The record is from RefSeq and is a predicted model, not a curated record.